UGUCGUUUUCAGAACAAGGCUACUCCAAACUCAACACUAAACAUUUCAGUCUAUUCUGCUAUUUCACCACCACCACUCCAACUACUUACCUCUCGACACAACACUUCUCUCUACUUCUGGUCUCUGCGAUAUACCUCGAGUUGCCAUCAUCUACUGUACAACUCACUCUUACUUCAAAUCCACCAACUCUCCAACUUUCAAAUAACCACAAUGGCCACCGUCAUCGCCGCACAACUCGCCCGCCCUUCCAUCCGGCACUUCUCAGCCCACCGCCCACGCCCCGAUAGUCGUGCGGCUCGUGCUGUCGCCAUGUCCUGCCUUGUCUCCGGCGUGGUUCUCCCCUUCGUACCGCCCGCCCUCGAGAGCUCGCGUCAACGAAACUCGAACUCGCCAGACAGCACCAAGUGA
Molecule: messenger RNA, 408 nt
Organism: Penicillium subrubescens
Lineage: Eukaryota; Fungi; Ascomycota; Eurotiomycetes; Eurotiales; Aspergillaceae
Exons: 1
Coding region: 211-408 (65 amino acids)
Source: RefSeq, a predicted model, not a curated record